Molecule: messenger RNA, 648 nt
Organism: Blastomyces gilchristii SLH14081
Lineage: Eukaryota; Fungi; Ascomycota; Eurotiomycetes; Onygenales; Ajellomycetaceae
Exons: 2
Coding region: 1-648 (215 amino acids)
Source: RefSeq, a predicted model, not a curated record
AUGAACAAGAUCUGGUUCUAUCAACCUCUAAAUCUCAUGAAUUCUCUCAAACUACUACAGAGCCUCAAACCUCCUGCAAUCUCCACACAGUUACAGCUCUUCAAUCUCUCAGCACAGAGACUCAUUUCCACCACUGACACAGCCUCUUCUCUAUCCUGUCCCUCACAGCAGCUCAGACACUCAUUGCCCUCUCACUCAUCCUUCUUGGUUACAUCUCCCAUUUCUUCUUCAUCUGCAAGUCAACAGUCCCAGCCAUCUGAAACUCCAGAAAAUGACUUUGACAGGAUUUUGAAGAAGAUCUCAUCAGAUAACAGCAGUCAACCUCUCAGCAGAAGUCAGAGAAACAUCAACAAUCAUGCUGCCACCUUCCUCACCAGGUCAGAUCUUAGCGAUUCUUCUGAUGACUGCUUUGAUAUAACUAUCAAGGUGGAUGCGGCUGAAGAAAGUGUCCCUGAAGCCCGCCUUCAUGCAUACUGGCCAGGUGCAAGUAGAGAUGACUCGAUGGAGAUUUAUCAUGAUGAUGGAUUCACAGAAGAGUCUGUGAAUGCGCAGAUGCCUCGGCCGUUGCCAUCCGCCAACAAGGCAUCCACUGAGAAAGGUGGCGAACUGGAUUCAAUGACGGAUGGUAGUGCCGCAUUGACUCCGUGA